AUCACACAGCAGAAGAGCUCGCUGUGCGCAUGCUCCUAGCUAUAGCAUUUUACUAUAGUAUAUUAGUCUUCCUCCGUCCUCUCGCUCCAUCAGGCUCGUGUUCUUGUGUUGGGGGGUGUUGGGUGGUGCUGGGUGGUGUUUGUUGGUGUUUGUUGGAGAGGACAGCAGCUGCUCAUGUACUCUGGAGUUAAGUUGUAGUUCGGUUGAGCCCUCGGCCCGUCGCUAAGAAGAAACGGACUAUGUCGGCAAAUAAAACAAAGAAAGUCAAAAUGGCUACUAAAUCCUGUCCUGAAUGCGACCAACAGAUCCCAGUUGCGUGCAAGUCCUGUCCAUGUGGUUAUGUGUUUAUUAGCAGGAAGCUGCUAAACGCGAAAUUAAAUGAGCGCUCCUCUCCGGCUAUAGCAGACAAACUGGACUUUAAGCGAAGGAGAACAGAGCGCAUUCGUAGAGAGAGGAUAGAUUCUUCUUUAACCAAUGACAUGGAGAACAGGAGGCGACCUCGAGCAAACAGCCAAUCAGAUCCCAUCCGGAGGGGACGUGGAAGACCCAAAACAGUGGGACUGAAGAAACAGGAAGAAGAGAAAGAGAAACAAGAAAAGGAAGUGGAUCUUUAUGCAGGUCUUUCAGACGAGAAGGCUUUCGUGUUCUCGGUGGCUUUAGCUGAAAUCAACCGAAAGAUCCUGGGUCAGAGGCUCAUCUUAUAGAAGAUCACCCAGAGAGUGGAGAACUCAUUGGAGAAAAACUAUCACACGGCAAGAGGCUGACCAAAGAGUGUGAACGUGGCUGAAGUUUUAGCUGGAUGAUGGACUGAAGUGGACGUGGUUUUCAGUUCCUUGAAUAACUCUCCCACCACACGGACACUCAGGCAUGACUUGAAUAAAAUCAAAUAUAGAGUUUGUGUUUAAACAACACAGUGGAGGGAUUUUAUGCUAUAGCUACAUGAAGUGUAUAAAUCCAAACAGAACUGUGUUCAGAGGGCCUUGUAUAUAUGAGUUACAUGGAGAGGGAGAGGCUUUUAAGAAAUGCAUUGAAACGUUGAGGUUGAGUGUGCACAUUUGAAGUUGCCUUCAUGUUACUUUGAGGGACAGAGGCACUUGUGUGUUGUUUCCUUAGAAAGUGAAGAUAAUUAAAAGUCUAAAGCCUGACAGAUAUAUAUGGAAUAAAGAUUGUAUUACUGGCA
Molecule: messenger RNA, 1180 nt
Organism: Notolabrus celidotus (New Zealand spotty)
Lineage: Eukaryota; Metazoa; Chordata; Actinopteri; Labriformes; Labridae
Gene: hdip1
Product: chromosome 3 C16orf87 homolog
Exons: 4
Coding region: 240-704 (154 amino acids)
Source: RefSeq, a predicted model, not a curated record